AUGCCACACCAUGCCCCGUACGUGCGGCCAAACAAAUUACAAGGAAAUUGCGUCACCUGCAGGAAUUUCCAGUCAACAUUGUCAAAUGUCAUCAAAAGUUGUUGGACAUGGUGUAACAUUAAUUUGACAUUUUACUGCACUGCGCCUCGUUGGUAG
Molecule: messenger RNA, 156 nt
Organism: Scaptodrosophila lebanonensis
Lineage: Eukaryota; Metazoa; Arthropoda; Insecta; Diptera; Drosophilidae
Exons: 1
Coding region: 1-156 (51 amino acids)
Source: RefSeq, a predicted model, not a curated record